AAGUUUCUUGUGCCCCCGGAGGCCGGCGGGACAGAUCGCAGAGAGCCGCCGCCCGGCCGGGCGUGGAUGAAGGUGGCCGACCCGCGCGGCGCCGGGAGUGAGCGGCGGAGCGGCAGGACCGCGGGGGGCUCGCCAUGGAGGAGGAGGGCGUGAAGGAGGGGGGCGAGAGGCCUCGGGGAGCACGGACGGCGGACAAGGCUGGCUGGAUCAAGAAGAGCAGUGGGGGCCUUCUGGGUUUCUGGAAAGACCGAUAUCUGCUCCUCUGCCAGGCCCAGCUGCUGGUCUAUGAGAACGAGGACGAGCAGAACUGUGUAGAGACGGUGGAGCUGGGCAGCUAUGAGAAGUGCCAGGACCUUCGUGCCCUCCUCAAGCGGAAACACCGCUUUAUCCUGCUUCGAUCCCCGGGGAACAAGGUGAGCGACAUCAAAUUCCAGGCACCCAGCGGGGAGGAGAAGGAUUCCUGGAUCAAAGCCCUCAAUGAAGGGAUCAACCGCGGCAAGAACAAGGCUUUCGAUGAGGUAAAGGUGGACAAGAGCUGUGCCCUGGAGCAUGUGACACGGGACCGAGUGCGGGGGGGCCAGCGGCGCCGGCCACCAACGAGAAUCCACCUGAAGGAGGUAGCCAGCGCAGCUUCUGAUGGGCUUCUGCGCCUGGACCUUGAUGUUCCGGACAGUGGGCCACCAGUGUUUGCCCCCAGCAAUGACGACAGCUCAGACCAGCCCCGGGAGGCCCCCCGGCCCCCCAUGCCUCCGACCAAGCCGUCCCCAGCACCCGAGACGACCAGCCUUAGUGACACGGUGGAGACCCCUGCGGGGGAGAGAGCCCCAGCUCCUGUCUCGGCUAGCUCUGAAGUCCACCCUGAGAGCCCAGAGGACUCAGAGACCCCAGCAGGGGAGGACAGUGGCUCUGAGCAGCCCCCCAACAGCAUCCUGGCUGACAAACUGAAGGUGAGCUGGGAGAACCCCAGCCCCCAGGAGGCCCCUGCUCCGGAGAGCGCAGAACCCUCCCAGGCACCCUGCUCUGAGACUUCAGAGGCCGCACCCAGGGAGGGUGGGAAGCCUCCUACGCCCCCACCUAAGAUCUUAUCUGAGAAACUGAAAGCUUGCAUGAAGGCUUCUGGGCCGGCCCAGAGUCCUGGGCCCCCUGAGACCUCUGCCCCAGACCCGGUGCAGGUCUCAGUGAAUGGCGUGGAUGACAGUCCUGAGCCUUCCAAGCCAUCCCAGGCCACAGGCAUGCCAGGAACUCCCCCAAAGGAUGCAACAACAUCCACAGCGCUGCCCCCUUCGGACCUGCCGGCUCGGUUCCAUCCUCGCUGCUCCUCUUUGGGCGACCUGCUUGGGGAAGGCCCCCAGCGUCCACGGAAGCCUGUGGAACGGCUGUAUCGGGCCCAGCUGGAGGUGAAGGUGGCCUCAGAACAGACGGAGAAACUGUUGAACAAGGUGCUGGGCAGUGAGCCGGCCCCUGUGAAUGCCGAGACAUUGCUCAGCCAGGCCGUGGAGCAACUGAGGCAGGCCACCCAGGUCUUGCAGGAAAUGAGAGAUCUGGGAGAGCUGAGCCAGGAAGCGCCUGGGCUCAGGGAGAAGCGGAAGGAGCUGGUGACCCUGUACAGGAGAAGUGCACCCUAGGGCCCACUGGGCCAGAGGCACGGUCCCUCCUGGCCACCUCCGUCCAUCAAAGCCCAGCCCUGCUGAGAAAUGUGCUUCUGCUCAGGCUAUAGAAGAGCUGCUGGGUAUGUCAGGGUUUGGCCAGGACCGGAAGAAACUCCUGGCAUCCUUCCUGCCCUGCUGUGGCCAGUGUCUCCAGGUGACACCAGGGCCACUGUCUGGCUGUCUGGCCUGUCCUCCGGGCUCUGGGCCUGGGCUGGGAGCACACACACUGGGACCUAUGUCUUGUGUGGUUGUUCCAAACUGCCCCAGGGCUUUGGCACAGCAGUUGGGGUUUCUGGGGGUGGCAUCAUCUCUGCUCCCCACCCCUCGUAGUUUACAUUCCUGACUUCUGAAUAGAGCACAGCUGAGCCCCCUGCAGCCCCCAUCUCCAGGUAUUCCCAGGCAAAGAGCUUCAUGGCAAGGCAGCCUCUCAGCCUGCCCCUCCGCCCAUCCCGAGUAGCUGCGGAGGUCUGCUAUAGGUUCGCCCCUCAGUUGGAGAAGACCCUGGACCCCUUUGGGGCCUCCUAAGGCAGAUGAGAGGCACCUGUGUGAGGAUGCCAUCUGCUGUGUGGCCCCUCUCUGGGCCUGUUUCAUUUUCUGCAAAACAAAGGCAUUUUCUGCCACUCCCCCCCCCUCUGGCCAGCCGUGAGGGAGGGCUUAAUCUGGAGGAGUCCAGGGUGGAAGAGAAACUCAAAAGGUCUCCCAGGCUAGUGUCUGCCUGCCCCCAGAUCAGCUCGUGUCCACCCUUGCAUGUUCCCGAAGAGGUGAGCCCUAGAGUGGCCCCAUUUCAACACCAGAAAAACCUCUAGGUAAUUAUCAUAAAUCUGCCUUCAGAAGAGAAUCCCCCAACUCCUGUGCAGCCCUCAGCUGGGGAUUUGUCAGGGCCUCUGCGGUUCCUCCUCAGCCCCAGCAGGUCCA
Microcebus murinus (gray mouse lemur) is the source of this 2564-nucleotide messenger RNA. RefSeq names its product pleckstrin homology domain containing O2 (gene PLEKHO2). Gene Ontology annotation, biological process: macrophage apoptotic process. The record is from RefSeq and is a predicted model, not a curated record. NCBI's taxonomy places the organism in Eukaryota, Metazoa, Chordata, Mammalia, Primates, Cheirogaleidae.